This is a messenger RNA of Lactuca virosa, 363 nucleotides long. NCBI's taxonomy places the organism in Eukaryota, Viridiplantae, Streptophyta, Magnoliopsida, Asterales, Asteraceae. The record is from the annotation of a GenBank genome assembly.
AUGGAGACAGUGGUGGUGGUCGUGGUGUCGGUGGUGGCGGUGGUAGUGGUGGUGGGUGAUGACAGUGGUGGUGGUGGCGGUGAUAGUGAUGGUGGUGGCGGCGGCAACAACAUAGCGGUGGUGGGCAAUGGUGGUGGUGGAGGUGUCGGCGGUGGUGGUAGUGGUGGUGGUGGCGGCGGUAGCGAUGGUGGCGACGGUAGUGGUGGUGGUGGUGGUAGUGGUGGUGGUGGCGUUUUCAUUUCUUUGAAUACUCAAACGGGAAACGACAAUGUUGGUCCGUAUUUGAAACGCAAUCGAAGAUCGGUUGUGGCAAUUCAAGAUCCCAACAUUGCAAUUAUCAAGUUAAUUGAUACCCUGAUAUGA